Messenger RNA from Daldinia caldariorum, 2215 nucleotides. RefSeq names its product DEAD-domain-containing protein. Gene Ontology annotation, cellular component: nucleolus. The transcript is spliced from 3 exons. Lineage: Eukaryota; Fungi; Ascomycota; Sordariomycetes; Xylariales; Hypoxylaceae. Bases 252 to 2114 code for a protein of 620 amino acids. The record is from RefSeq and is a predicted model, not a curated record. Gene Ontology annotation, biological process: rRNA processing. Gene Ontology annotation, molecular function: RNA binding; RNA helicase activity; ATP binding.
CACAUAUGCCAAGCUAUAAGCGCCACUAUGAUAGUGGCACUGUCUGCAUUAUCGAUCGUUAUCUAAUGUCUUAUCUUAUCUGAUUCAGGGUCCUCGAAUGAUUUUUUUUCUUUUUUCUGGUUAGCUACCUUGAUGUCCUCAAAGUUCUUGUGCUCAAGUCUUUUCAACGCCAAAUUUACUUUUUGGUGUCGCAUCUCACCGGCUUUUCCCUACGAUUGAAUAAAGUCAAUUCAACUGCAAAGCCAGCUGUAAUGUCGAAGCACCGUCUCGAAGAUGCCGAGGUAGAGGCGGCCACUCUCCCGCGCAAGAAGUCCAAAAAGGACAAGAAGGACAAGAAAGAGCGCAAAGAAAAGUCCCAAGAUGUUGAUUCGACGGCGCCGACUCCGGUAGACUCGGCUGUAGAAGCAAUUGCCCCAGAUGUUGACGGCGAAAAAAAGACAAAGAAGGAUAAGAAAGAUAAGAAGAAGGAAAAGAAGGAAAAGAGAAAGGCUGAGAAGAGCAACGACGAGGUCGAUGCAAGCAAUGAAGCCAACGGAGCCACCGAGGAUGCCGCCCCUGAGCAAAAUGACAAUGGCGACGAGGUAGAUGUCGAGCGCAAAUCUAAGAAAGAGAAGAAGGAUAAAAAGGAUAAAAAGAAGAAGCGAAAGACCGAAGAUACCGAGACGAACGGUACCCUUGAUAGCAAUUCCAAUGGACAAGUUGAGAGUACUUCGAAUAAGACCUCCGAGGCAGCUCCCGCGUCCAAUUCUUCGCAAGGUUACGAGCAGACGGCAGCUCUCUCCGCUGUACCAGAGUCUGAUAUCGCCGCCUUCCUUAGCAAGCAUGAGAUCACCAUCACAGAUCCGCUUUCUGAUAAACCUUUCCGACCCAUCAUCGAAUUCUCUCAUUUACCCUCGUCAGGUCUGAUCGCCAAGAAUCCCUUUGCUUCUUUCAAAGCUCCGACGCCUAUCCAAGCGGCCUCUUGGCCUUUCGGGCUCUCGGGUCGCGAUAUCGUCGGUGUAGCAGAGACGGGGUCCGGAAAGACUAUUGCUUUUGGUCUCCCGCUCGUCUCUGCUGUGUUGGGAAUGCCCAAGGCCAAAGGAAACAAUAAGAUACGCGCGGUCGUGGUAUCUCCCACGCGCGAGUUGGCGAUGCAAACCAACGAACAGCUAGCGAAACUCGGCAGCUUGGUAGGCUUAAAUACCGUGUGUAUUUACGGUGGCGCUUCCAAGGAUAAUCAGAGAGUGCUUUUGCGAAAGGCGGAUAUUGUGGUUGCGACGCCUGGUCGAUUAAAGGACUUUUUAGAAGAGGGCUCUGCUAAGCUUGAUGGAGCCAAAUUUGUGGUGCUAGACGAAGCCGAUCGCAUGCUGGACAAGGGAUUCGAGGACGAUAUCAAGCGGAUUAUUGGGUGCACGCCCAGGAAAGAAGACCGUCAAACUCUCAUGUUUACAGCAACGUGGCCCCAGAGCGUGCAGUCUCUCGCGUCAACCUUUAUGGUAUCGCCUGUGAAGAUUCAAAUAGGCGGAAACGAGAGCGGCGACUUGCAAGCGAACACGAGAAUCGAGCAGCGCGUGGAAGUUGUAGAUCCUCGUAGCAAAGAAACCAGGCUGUUACAACUGCUCAAGGCGCAACCCAGAAACGAGAGAGUUUUGGUCUUCUGUCUCUACAAGAAAGAGGCCACUCGCGUCGAGGGAUUCCUAUCGCAGCGUGGUAUCAAGGUUGUGGCCAUUCACGGCGAUCUCAAGCAGGAGCAGAGGACGCGAAGUCUCGAGGCUUUCAAGUCGGGGCAAACUCCCGUUCUCGUGGCCACUGAUGUUGCUGCUCGCGGUUUGGAUAUUCCCGAAGUGAAGUUGGUGAUCAAUGUUACGUUCCCCCUUACCAUCGAAGACUACGUUCACCGCAUCGGACGUACCGGACGAGCUGGUAAGACUGGACAAGCCAUCACUCUCUUCACGGAACACGACAAGGCUCAUUCUGGAGAACUUAUCAAUAUUCUCAAGGCCGCUGGACAGCCGGUACCUGAAGAACUCUUGAAGUUUGGCACGGUCGUCAAGAAGAAGACCCACAGCACUUUCGGCGCUUUCUUUAAAGAUGUGGACAUGACGAAGAAAGGAACAAAAAUCACAUUCGAUUAAGUAGUAUGAGGGCUUAGGAGCAUUACUUUCUAUGAAAUUGGGCUAUCCGUGGAUUUUACACGUUACCUUGAGACUCUACCACGGCCGCGAAUAGAAUGAUA